Messenger RNA from Acaromyces ingoldii, 895 nucleotides. RefSeq lists its product as hypothetical. The transcript is spliced from 4 exons. Bases 162 to 731 code for a protein of 189 amino acids. The record is from RefSeq and is a predicted model, not a curated record. NCBI's taxonomy places the organism in Eukaryota, Fungi, Basidiomycota, Exobasidiomycetes, Exobasidiales, Cryptobasidiaceae.
CCCCCCCUCCCCUCGAUCUCGUGGCUGGAGUCUCUCCGACACAUUACUCUCUCUUGGACGUCACGAUCCCCGGAGGAUUCUGUCCUUUUAAUUAAGUCCCACAGUCGCCCUACUACGCCUCCCGGCAAACCACAACACUGUCUUUCGCUGAAACCCACACAAUGUCGACUCCAGCCACAUUGUCCUCAUCAUCUUCUUACACGGGUCAUCUUACCAAUGGUGACCCACGCCUCGCCAAGGCCUCGUACAAGCCGACUCACCCCGGCUCGUUUGAGGUCACAUUCCGCGAGGGCGAGUACAACAGCUGCCUUGUUGCGCUCAAGAGCUUUCCUAAGGGCUCCGUCAUUGCCAUGAUGUCGCACGCCACUCCCUCCAAGACGAUCCGAUACUCGACCGUCCAGGUCUCGGAGACGGAGCACAUCGAACUCAACAGCGACCUCCUCUACUGCAACCACUCGUGUUCGCCCUCUGUGCACUUCAACGUCUCUGGCCCGGCCAACACGUGGAGGGCCGAGGCGCUGCGAGACAUCCACGAGGGCGACGUCCUCGAGUUCUUCUAUCCAUCGACGGAGUGGGACAUGUCGCAGCCCUUUGCCUGCAGCUGCGGCGCCAAGAACUGCCUCUCGAGCAUUUCGGGCGCCAAGCACAUCCCUAGCGACGUCUUGGCUAGCUACGUCGUCAAUGACCACAUCAAAAGGCUCAAGGCAGAGCAAGGCCAAGCGCAGCCUUGAGGUGCAUGUCAGGAAAUGCCCAAUAACAAAAAAUAAAAAGGGAUAAGGAGGAGGAUCAAAGCGACCUUCGUCUCCCAAGCCUCUUCUCAACAUGUUUGUUCUCAUCAAGCAAAAGGAAUUGAGCAGGAAGCAAUGGCUCGCUUCCGGAAAUUUGCCGGCUCUUG